This is a messenger RNA of Colletotrichum lupini, 1842 nucleotides long. RefSeq lists its product as uncharacterized. NCBI's taxonomy places the organism in Eukaryota, Fungi, Ascomycota, Sordariomycetes, Glomerellales, Glomerellaceae. The transcript has 14 exons. Bases 1 to 1842 code for a protein of 613 amino acids. The record is from RefSeq and is a predicted model, not a curated record.
AUGUCACGAAUGUAUUCGCUACUGCUACCACUUCAACUCGGUGCAGCAACUGCCGUGUGUUUCGCAAGGCUUUCUGCACCAAUUAGCCUCAUUGACUCAACGAAAAAGGAACAAUGGCCGCUGAUAACGGAACUCACUCCUGAGAUGCGCACCGAGUUCAAUGCAGUCCAGGCAGGCAUGGACCAAAAGUUGGGAUAUCGCCAAUGCGAUGUUGAGGACAAACGGCAAAAGCUGAAGAUGCGGCCAGUUCUGACGCUCUCCCAACUGAGCUAUGUCCGCCACGAUCUUCGAAUUGCGAUGGCAUGGAUCCUCCAGAGUCUGCCUUCCGAACAUUGGAGAGAGGAAAGAAAUGGCGGUGGUCGGCUGUGCCUGAGAGAAGCAGAUGGAAAUCCAGGAAACAUUCUGCAGGUGGCAUCGAUCAAGAGAGCGAAUUACAGGAAAGAAGGGGCAAGGGGCGUGGCUGAAUGCUAUCUCGUCAGUCAGCUGCUCCCUCAGCUAGCUGUCUUGGUUUCUUCCCCUUUCAACUCCCAAAUCCCUUCGGCACCCCCAAAGUUUCCAAGAAGAAUUGAUGUGCGAGUGCGGCAGAUUAUUGACGACAAGUUCGCAACCAACGAGUCCACGCUAGCGGCGUCAGUCAGGGCCCGCCGCUUGCUUUUCGAGGUCCCUCGGCCGACGGUCAGCCUGAACCGUGACAGCCACCGACCACAGCCGCCCGAAGUGUACCUCGGUUCGGCCUCGUAUUUCUUCAAAGAUUACAGAGCGGCCUCCAAGAACCCCCUUUCGCGUUUGCGCCAGCCGCGGCACCACAGAGUCAACUUCCAGUGGCUCGAUUCCCAAGCUCAUAGGAGACGUGUUGGCACCGCCAUCACGGCAUCGCCUACCAUCACCACCUUGACGAGAAGAAGCACAGACGCCUUACAUCCCCCCCAGCUCCCCAAAUCUUGGACACCGACUCAUCAUGCUGCCGCAAUUCCGCACAACAUGAGUCGCGCGGCCAAGGCAGAGCAAUCUGGCAAUCUCAGCCCGGUUACCAACACACAGGGUCCCCGGGGCUGGGCCGCUCUCCUCCCAUUUCCCCUUCUCUCUUUCGCACCCACCUUGGUCCCUGGGCCCUGGCACGGUGGCACCUCCAAAUCUCCAUCCUCGGUGAAGCCCUAUGAAGAACGAGUGGAACAAGGGAAACCCUCCCCUGGAACUUGUUACUUGUUUUUCUCACGAGGGCAAACACUAGGCAAAUCCCAUCGGUGCGGUCCAAGACUUACUCAAACCUACCGGGCUGUUCGAUACGACAGAUACCUAGUAUGCCUCGGCGACUCUAUCCAUCCAAAUCAUGGGGUGUCAAGCGGCUCAAACCCUCUCGAUCAUCAGAUCAUGGCAUCUGAGGCAGUUUCUUCCACCGCCGAGUCAGGACUCGUCACUGUUUCCCUCGAUUCCCAGAUUUUCUUGAUGAUCUCUCAUCUAUCACAAAGACCAGUCGAACAUCCCCAUCGCAUGGGUGCCCAGAACAACAUCCAGGAUCCUAGGGUAACCAUACAGAUAUCCACCUCCCAAGUCCACCUCAUUGAAAAACGGCCGAGUCAAAUCUGUAGGAGAAAGGAGCCACCUAGCACAGAAAGGCAAUUCUUUCGGGGCCAAGAGAACGUCUCCAUUAUAUCUGCGGAUGCGGAUAUGGAUCCCACACAAGCGCUGGACUCGACUCGCUCGAAAAGGCUGAACAAUCACCAUGAGCAGAAAAACUUCAACACAAUAAAAAUGGGUAAUGAGAGCAUUCCUCGGCGUUGUCGGCACACAAGUUCACUCACAUACGGAUACACGCAUCUAGCCAAACACUACGGAUAUUAG